CGCCGCCGCCGGAGGAGUCCUUUCGCCGCUGCACCGACAAGCUGCUCUUCCUGUCGGAGCGGCAGUUCGCGGACGAGGUUCCAGAGGAGGCGGGCAUCUACGAGAUGGGGCGGGUGCUGGAGGUCCUCAAGGUAUCGGAGGAGGACGCCGGGCAGCGCAUCAGCGACGUGUCGCACGCCCUCUACCGCCAGAACCUCGCCGCCGUGGUGGACAAGGUUGAUGCUAGCACCGCCGACGCCCUCGCGGGGGCCUCGGCCGCUUUCGGCCUCGACGGCAAGGAAGCUGCGAAGAUGAACGUGGAGACGUACCGCCAGAUUGCCACCAACAUCUUGAGCAGCGGCACGCUUCCAGCCGAUGGCAGGUCGACGCUCGACUGCGCGCAGGGAGUCCUCCAGCUCAGCGACAUGGCCUCCUCGAAGAUCUUCGAGGCCGUCGCGGCGCCGGUGCUCCAGAAGGACGCCGAGGCGGCCGUGCAGACGAUCCUGCUGGACCUCGAAGACGCGCAGGCCGCCACGGCUGCCGGCGACCAGCUGGGCGCCAGGAGCGUCGACGUCGGGCUGACGCCGCCAGCCGCCGAAGCCGUCGUGGCGGGGGCGCUGCGCUCCGCGCUCCGCAAGAUGUACGACCAGGCGUGCAUCCAGGUCCGCAGGCAGGGCGACACCGAGUCGCUGCAGACGAUGGACAGGAUGAUGGCCUUCGCCCGGGCCGGCACGCGCCUGCUCUCGCAGUUCCACAGCAGGCUGGCGACCCAGGAGGUCGCGGCCCUGACCCUGCCAGCCGACCAGCUCGCGGCCAGGCGGCUGUACGGGAAGUACCUCGAGGACUAA
This is a messenger RNA of Prorocentrum cordatum, 827 nucleotides long. The record is from the annotation of a GenBank genome assembly. Lineage: Eukaryota; Dinophyceae; Prorocentrales; Prorocentraceae.